Messenger RNA from Fragaria vesca subsp. vesca, 3040 nucleotides. RefSeq lists its product as uncharacterized. Lineage: Eukaryota; Viridiplantae; Streptophyta; Magnoliopsida; Rosales; Rosaceae. The transcript is spliced from 3 exons. Bases 114 to 2456 code for a protein of 780 amino acids. The record is from RefSeq and is a predicted model, not a curated record.
GACGGCGAGGGUGGGUGAGGCUAUCGACCAGAGCUGUUCAAGGCUUGUGCGAUUCCGAAAACUAAGGGGAGGGGGGCGAGAAUUUUGCUCAGGGAUUUGUAGAUCAGAUUUGUAUGGAGUGCAAUAAAGAUGAGGCCAUUAGGGCUAAAGAGAUUGCGGAGAGGAAGUUUGCGGCGAGGGAUGUAAUGGGAGCUAAGAAAUUUGCUGUCAAGGCUCAGAAUUUGUUUCCGGGGCUGGAUGGGAUUCCCCAAUUGAUGGCGGCGCUUGAUGUUCUUGUUGCUGCAGAGAUUAGGAUUAAUGGGGAAGUAGAUUGGUAUGGGAUGCUUGGUUUGGACCCGAGAGCAGAUGAUGAGACGGUGAAGAGACAGUACAAGAAGCUAGCUCUUAUGCUUCACCCGGAUAAGAACAAGGCUAUUGGUGCUGAGGGAGCGUUUAAGCUGCUUUCCGAGGCGUGGAGUUUGUUGUCUGAUAAAGGUAGGAGGAAAGCAUAUGACCAGAGAAGGACGGCAAAUGGUUCGACAUCACAUUUCGCUGCUGGGGCCAACAACGGGUUCUACAAUUUCACGAAAAGUUCAACUUCCGGUACCAAGAAGCCUCCACCAAAGAGUAGUAGUAGUUCACGCGCAGCUCGUAGUUCAGCUCCUCCUCCUGCUUCAGUUUUUAAACCGAAAGCCAGUACCUUUUGGACCGUGUGUCACAAGUGUAGGAUGCAGUAUGAGUACAUGAGAGUUUAUCUUAACCAUAACCUGCUUUGCCCCAACUGCCAUGAAGCGUUUUUUGCAGUGGAAAUAGAUCCACCACCAACAGGUGCCGCCAAGUCAUCCACCUCAUGGAAUCCGAAUCAUGAUAAAAGCUCGUUUAAUACAGGAAGAAGUAGAGAUACAGGAGGAGCUGCAGGGUUCACUGAAUCAUAUCACCAAAACAACUUCCAAUGGGGUCCCUUCUCCAAAUCAACUGGUGCUUCUUCAGCCGCCCAAGCUGCAAGUGUGGUUCAACAGGCAUACGAGAAAGCAAAGAGAGAGCGUGAGGAAGCACAAGCAGCAAACAAAAAAGAGGAGGCAUUGCGGAGGAAGCAUCAACCCACCUCCAAGAAAGUGAGUGGCGCUUCAUCUAAUGCUGCAAAGAAAAGAAAAGGAAUGGAUGAUUUUGGUGGUGGUAGCAUCAAGCCUCCAAGGGACGUUCCAAACCAAGUGGGUGGGGUAGCUGGAGCUGCUAACUUUUUUGGACCUAGACAGCUUAAUUUUGAGUCAGGUAGGGUCAAUGGAACCACCAAGUUCAGUAUCACUAGAGAUUUGUCUGUGCUUGAAGUUCAGAGUAUACUGGUGAACAAGGCUAGGAAGGAACUUCUCAGGAAACUGAAUGAGCAGAAAUCUGAAACUGCAGUAAAACAGGCGGGAAAUGGGAAGGAGACGGAGAAAUCUUUGAAAAAUGUAGAUGUGCUGUUUGAUCAGAACAAGUCUGGUGUGCCGGUGGAUAAGAAGAAUGGAGCUAGUGAAAGGAAACAUUCCGGCACUUCUAGUGACACUGCAGAUGCAGAAACCUUGGAAGCAAUGACCAUUACUGUGCCAGAUUCAGAUUUUCAUGAUUUUGACAGGGACCGAACUGAAGAGUCUUUUGGAGAAAAUCAGGUCUGGGCCGCAUAUGAUGGCGAUGAUGGGAUGCCUCGAUAUUAUGCUAUAAUUCAUAGUGUGAUAUCUUUAAACCCAUUCAAAGUGCGGAUCAGUUGGCUCAACUCCAGAACAAAUAGUGAAUUGGGCCCUCUAAACUGGGUUGCUUCUGGUUUCGCAAAAACAUGUGGAGAUUUCAGAGUUGGCAAGUAUGAAAUCAACAAAUCACUCAAUUCUUUUUCGCACAAAGUUCGGUGGACAAAAGGUGCAAGAGGGAUUAUCUGUAUAUAUCCCAAGAAGGGUGAUGUUUGGGCUCUCUAUAGGAAUUGGUCCCCUGACUGGAAUGAAUUGACUGCCGACGAAGUAAAACACAAGUAUGAUAUGGUGGAAGUGGUUGAAGACUAUAAUGAAGAACUAGGAGUAACUGUAACUCCUCUGGUGAAAGUGGCUGGUUUCAAGUCGGUGUUUCACAGACAUUUGGAUCCCAGAGAGGUUAGGAGGAUUCCUAGAGAAGAGAUGUUCCGAUUCUCUCAUCAAAUUCCUUCAUAUUUGCAUACAGGUCUAGAAGCAUCAAAUGCUCCAAAGGGUUGCCGGGAGCUAGAUCCAGCAGCUACACCGUUAGAACUUCUACAGGUAAUAACUGAUGCAAAAGAUGAGGAGAUUAUGGAGACAGAUGAGAAACCUAAGGAAGUUGAUGUCAUAGAUGUGGAUGUUGAAAAUACUGAAGCAGAAGAGGAAGAGAUUAUAGAGAUAGAUGAGGAACCAAAGGAAGUUGAUGUGAUAGAUGUUGAUGUUGAAAAUACUAAUGGCGUAGAGGAGAUAGCAGGGAAUUCCGGAACUGAUGGGUAAGAAGAGUAAGGGAGUUCAGUCACUUCAAUAAUAGAAAUUGAAGAGAGCCAAGAGGCAAAGUAAGAUGAAAGAUUGGACUUGGGAAGUCCAAGUUGCUUGAGUUUAGGUGUACAUGAUUCGAUACAGACAGAUUUUUCUUACUUGGUUUAAGAUUGGAUAACAACUGAUUGAUUGUUUUUAGCAUCAUCCUUCUAAUGUUGGGGUUAUGGAAAUAUGAUUUGAAGUUAUGUAAGAAAUUCCUCAUAACAAGCGUUACUGUACAUUGAAGAGAUUCUUGGAGGCGAAGCAGCAAAUACAGAACCAGAAGGCAGAGUCAGAUCCGCUCAAGGGCACACUGCCACAGUCAAGUCACAAAUUUAUUAAGCAACAAAUUUGAGUCGAACCAGCAGGCUCCAAUUUGAUAGCGAAUCGGUGUACUGUGUACAUGUCUAUGAGCGCAGAUUACGCCCCCGACCUCUAUCAUCUCUAUCUCGAGAAGUGAUGCCUGCCUGUUUUCAGUUUGCUGCUUAGCUCUGUUUUCUUCUUUCUGGGUGCUUGCUUCCCCUUUUGUGCUUGGGAGUUGGGCAUGUUACUCUUCGGUUAUU